AUGGACCGAUUACCAGACGAGCUACUAUUACGUGUAUUCUCUUUACUUGCAGACGAGACAUGGGAAUUGAGACAACUAGAAAUUGUCUGCCGACGAUUCCAUAGAAUCGGUCAUGACCCUUCUCUUUGGUACACCUUAUUUCUACGUAAAUACCCUUCAUGGGGACGCAGCAUUGCAUUCAGUGUACGCUCGCAUCCGUUGAUUGAUUGGAGAGACUUUGUCAAGCAUAUCACCCAGCAGAACAGACGAGCCAAGUCUUUUUCACUCGAGUUUGUGCCCGAUGAAACUAGCGUGGAGCAUACCAGGGCAGCCGCACGACAGCAUAAAGUUCCGCAGAAACGCAAACUUGCAGCUCAAAGCUCUCAAGAACAGCAUCAGGACAAUCGAAAACGAUCCAUAUUGCCAUCUUCGUCCUCUUCUUCCUCUUCUUCCUCAUCUGCCAUCACCACCAAUAAUGCUAUCACUAUCCCAUCUUCACCAACUAUCGCCAACUCCUCUUCUUCUUUUUCAUCAUCACCAUCAUCAUCCUCAGCAUCAUCCUCAGCAUCACCAUCAACAAGUAUACCAUCCAUUCAUAUCCCUGUGGAAGGAUUGGACCCACCACUUCGACCUUGGUUGGAAUCAUCCAAUCCAACAAUGCAGAUGUUUCAAGAUGCAGCACAACAUUAUCCACCACCAUUUCGGAUACAGGACCCACUCGUUGUGGAUAUUGAUCGUGUGACAAAGACGGGUAUUGUGGCAACGGGUAAACACCGAAGAGAACGAAUCAUCCAUGGUUACCAAGGACAACGCUCUGAACACAAGAUCCUUUUCUGGGAAUACCCUUCUUGGAGACUCAUUCGAGAAUUCGACCUCAGCUUUGCACCAGCAGAGACAUCUUGCCAAAUCACUGGUAUCCAAACCAUUCGCAUGAAUCCAUCUUCGUCAUCCCCCAAUGGCAAAGUGCGUCUAUUCUCAUUAGCUGUUGGGCAACAACUCUUUUUGAACAACAACCAAGAUGAUAUGGAUAACGACGAUCGAGUGGACUUAUGGCAGACCGUAUUGAUCUAUCGAUUAUUUGAUAAUGGUGCAACGCAGUGCGUGGCGCAUGUACAUAUGAAUGGUCAAUUGCUUGGACGUGAUGUCUUUUUCUUUUCGGAGGCAUCGUGGGGAAGAUCGAGUGAUGGAAGUGACGAGGAUUAUGCUCGACAAGCACCUCCUCAAGAGAAUGUGAGCGAGUGGAUGAAGAUUGUGGCACCUGAACACAGCGAUUUCGACCCAUUACAUACCGUAUUUAUGCUUGCCACUGGUCCUGAUUUUCCACGAGUCUCCGGUUGUGGUCGUCUAGUCAAGUUUGAUAUUCGUGGUGAGCGUGACAUUUUGGAUCCUGCAACUGAACCCGUCAUAUGGGACACGCACGAACGACGUUUUCGGCCUUUGUUUGCACCCAAUCGUAACCAUGUUGCUGGAAGUAUCAAUCAUCGUUUUGGCCAUGUUAAAAGCAGCGCUGGUGCUUUCAACUACACUUCAUCUUCAGAAUCGAUACCACAACAACCCGAUAUUCCACCUGCAGCGGUCAUUGCACGUAUCACCAUGGGUAGAAAAAUCAGUUGCAUGAUCCAUUUUCGCCAUCCUCCACAACUCAAUCAUCUCAUUUGUACGGGAAGUUAUGUCAGCGAUCAGCUCACUCUUUUCGAUUGGAGAUUUGGUAUCAAAGUCGGUGUUUUACCAUGGAAGGCUCCUUCACAGCAACAACAGGAUGACAAUGCUCCUUUGGAUGAUCAAGAAGCAAGGCAACGACAUGAAGCACAACAACAGGAAACUGCACCUCCGCCACCACCACCACAACAGCUAGCACAACAACAACAGCUAGCACAAUUACAUCAGCAACCAGCACCGCCACAACAACAACAACAACAACAACAACAACAUCAGCCUAUCAAUAAUCCACAACCACCAGAUGAUCCUCAAGACUUCGCUUUUAGAGAUAUGGUGAUGCAGCAGCACAUGAUGAUGCUGAAUGGAGAGGACGAUGAUAUCGAGGAUAUGGAAGAUGAGGAUCAAUCAGUCGUACAGCCUUGGGGAUUAUCAGCUACUAUGGUCUUACCAUCACACUGGUCACAUGAGGAAUUCCCAAUAGGACAUGAGGAUUUUGCAAAGCGUGGGUUACGGCUUAUUGCGGUAGGCGACAACCGAAACGACAAAUUGGAGAUCAAGGUGUGGGACAUUUCUUAUCUAUUACGAGUCGAUUGGCGUCCUUUGGAUAUGGAAGAGGUCAACAGUGACAUCAAUUUAUCUGGAAAGGAUCAUACGCGAGACUUUUUUUGGUGGAAGCAGGGGACACCACGAUUAAAGCGACUUGCAUUUCGUAUGACACAAGAACCAGAACCUUUAUUACUGAUGGGUCGUACGGGUGUCCAAAGAUUGGCAGAGCAAAAUGAUGACGCACAGCAUACUCAAAUCCAACUUCCCUAUAUGCCUCCCAAGGAUACCGAUCCCAUGAUUAUUGCCCAUGUAUUUGACAAGGAGGAUACCAUUGAUAUGCCAGUACGCUACACUGCAUACAACGUCCUACGCACUUCAUUAUUCCUGUUGACUGAAGAAGGCAAGAUUACGGUUGUGGAUAUUGAAACGGGCGACUUGAUUGGCACUGUGGAAAAUGUCGCAGCAACACCAGGCAUGAUCGGCCAUACAAGGCAGAUACGUGGCAUCGAUGUCAAUGUAGUAGGCAAUGAUGAGAUCGUGGUGACAAGUAGGCAAGGCUUAUUGCGCGGAACAAUGAUAUAG
This is a messenger RNA of Lichtheimia ornata, 2766 nucleotides long. RefSeq lists its product as uncharacterized. NCBI's taxonomy places the organism in Eukaryota, Fungi, Mucoromycota, Mucoromycetes, Mucorales, Lichtheimiaceae. Gene Ontology annotation, biological process: regulation of transcription by RNA polymerase II. The record is from RefSeq and is a predicted model, not a curated record. The coding region runs from base 1 to 2766 and encodes 921 amino acids. The transcript is spliced from 2 exons. Gene Ontology annotation, cellular component: nucleus. Gene Ontology annotation, molecular function: protein binding; transcription cis-regulatory region binding.